Aegilops tauschii subsp. strangulata is the source of this 2990-nucleotide messenger RNA. Its product is annotated as tryptamine benzoyltransferase 1. Lineage: Eukaryota; Viridiplantae; Streptophyta; Magnoliopsida; Poales; Poaceae. Gene Ontology annotation, molecular function: acyltransferase activity, transferring groups other than amino-acyl groups. The record is from RefSeq and is a predicted model, not a curated record.
ACAGCACUAACUUCCUGAAUCAAACUUCAGGAAGAUCAAAUGUUUCAGGUUCUGAUCCUGCUGCUAUCGAAUUAAGUUUCAAGUCUUCCAACAUAUGAUAAGUUUCUUGCGACCAAUUAACGAGAGAGUGAUGCCCAUCAGAGGGACAAUUCCAACGUCGGCCUGGUAUAUAUGGUGGAGGAAAUGGCAAAAAGUUCAUGCAGAGACCAAAAACGAGCACCUGGUGUAGGGCGUCGGAAGGCUAUGUUGCUGUCAAUAUUGAUGCUAAAUACAGCAUGAUGUAAACUUGGGAUCAGGAGCUUCGGGGGUGGUGAUCAGAGAUGACAAGGGACGGUUUUUGGCGGCAAAGGUCAUCCCUUUCGCUCUUGAUGCUGCUUCAGCGGAAGCCCAGCCGGUCCUUGAUGGCAUACAUCUAGCUAAUCGUGCCCCUCAACUUCAAUCCUGUUGCAACCUACUGAUCGUGCUACAGAUCAAUCUGUAUCUGUAAGCUAAUAGUAGUAGCACUAGUUAGGCGCAGUGUUCACGCCAGAUAUUCCAGAUGGAAGUCGCAGAACCAUCUAUAUAUCUCAACAAAGCCAACUUCUAUUAUAACGUGUGUUGAAAUGGAGACGACCGGUAGCAAGAUGCUGAAGCCGGUGUACUCGGCGCCGCACCCGCUCGCAGGCGAGAUGGUCCCGCUGACACUCUUCGACCGCGCCGCCAUGGACAUCUUUGUCUCCCUCAUCCUCGUGUACCCCGCGCCGACUCCGUCCAACGGGGCGCUCGUGGAGGGCCUGCGCAGGGCUGUCGCCCCGUACCCUCACCUGGCCGGACGGCUCGCCGUCGACCACUCAGGCCGGCGUUCCAUCCACCUCAACAACCACGGCGUGCUUGUCCUGGACGCCGAGGUCCCUGUCGAUAUGACGAGCGUGGUCGCCGAUGGCUGCUUUACCGCCGCCACCGAGGGCCUGUACCCUGCACUGCCACCGCCGGAGGAGAACGUCGGGGCGGCGCUGCUGCAGAUCAAGCUGAACCGGUACAAGUGCGGCGGCCUCGUGAUCGGCAUCAUCCACCACCACCACGCAGCCGAUGGCCGCUCCUUCAGCAACUUCCUCACCACGUGGGCCAGCGCAGUUCGCCAAGCCAGCGAAUUCACCGCCCCGUCGCCUUCCCUCGACCGCGCGGCGACCGCCGUGCCUCGGAGCGUGCCGACGCCGGCGUUCGACCACCGGUGCACCGAGUUCAGCGGAGAAGAAGACGGCUGCCGUAGCUCCUCCUACUCCCACCCCACGUGCAAGAUCAAGAAUCUCACGUUGCGCUUCACGGCCCAGUUCGUCACAGAGCUCAAGGCCCGCGUCGGCACCCCAUGCAGCACGUUCCAGUGCCUUCUCGCGCACGUGUGGAAGAAGAUCACGGCGGCGCGCGGCCUGAAGCCCGACGAGUUCACGCAGGUCAGGGUGGCCGUGGACUGCCGGGGCAGGGCCAACCGUGCCGUCCCGCCGGACUUCUUCGGGAACAUGGUGCUGUGGGCAUUCCCGAGGCUCCAAGUCCGGGACGUCCUGGGCUGGACCUACGGCAGCGUGGUAGGCGCCAUCCGCGACGCCAUUGGGCGUGUCGAUGCCGCGUACAUCCAGUCGUUCGUGGACUUCGGGAGCGUGGCGGACGCGAACUGGGCGGAGCUCGCGGCGACGGCGCCAACCUCCGGCGCGAUGCUCUGUCCGGACCUGGAGGUGGACAGCAGUCUGGGUUUCAGGUUCCACCAGAUUGACCUCGGCAGUGGGCCGCCAUCCGCGUUCCUCAUGCCGGACUUGCCCGUCGAGGGGCUCAUGACAUUUGUGCCGUCGUGCUCAGCCGAGGGCAGCGUCGACGUCCACAUGGCCGUCGCCGAGGAUCACGUCGCGGCGCUUGAGCAUAUAUGCUACUCCUUGGACGAAAGAGCUAAACCGAAGUUGUAAAAUGCUCCAUUAGUUUUGAAGGCCGAUCGCUUUGCACACUCACACUAUCUCCAAAGUUUGUGAUUAUUCCAUUUUCUUUUUCGGAUAUAUACAUGUAACUUAACAACGCUGUGCACUGCAAAGCUAAAUUUCAUUUCGUCAAUUUGUUCAGGUGUAAAUGGUACGGAUAUAGAUGGAUCGACCAUCCUAUCAGGAAAUAAAUGUGUUAUUGGACCUGACAAGACAAAUACGAACUAGAGGGUUGUUCGGGGGAAAACAACUUACUUCUCUAUCCAAAUUGGUAUCCAUAUAUAGGUAGCUGCAGCAUCCCAGUUAUCCGAAUCCGCAAGACAUUUUUUUUCUUAAUGAAACUUCUUUAGUUGAAGGCGAAUUGGAGCUUGUUUCACUGAACUGAUAAAAAUAUAAAAAUAUUGGAUAAUUACAAAUGAUAUCAAUAUCUGACUGAAUCAGUCAUAAUCUGUUAGCAACAAUUUCUGCAUUCGCAUUGGUUUCAGGAAUAUCCCUAUAUAAUUGUGAAUAUGGCCACGGAAAUGAAAACUCGUAUGUAUCCGACCACAUCCGUAAAGCCUGACUGUUCAUGAUAGAUUUUUUCUUCUUCCAUAUUGAUGGUUGUACAGGUGCAUAUUGGUGCCGGUAUCGACGAUUUAAUACCAAAAUGCAGUUCUACACUGACGCUAUGCGGGGUCGUAUGCUCAGCCAAUAAUCUCCUUCCAACGCAGUGAGUACCACUUUAAUGAUGCUUGAAUUUACCCAUUAUUAUGUCAUGUCCACCUAUUUAGACAGGGACAGGUACUGCUCUCUUCUACUGUCCCCCAUUGUUCCCACUUCCCACCCAUUCUUGUGUUCCCUUCUCGCAGUCCUCUACUCUUCCACGACUACCCAACCACCAUUUAUUCUUUGAUUUGUGAUAUGCAACGACUUUGCUGAAUUUACUGUUGAAAACCUUUAUGCCCGCUAAGUAGAAGGAAAUGUCAGUUAACUCGAAGGUCGACGUGUUUUAAGUAGUAGAGCUUUUACUGUUUUAAAUGCUGUUAUAUUUGUACUUAUGAAAGGAAC